GAGAUUCUCUGGAGCAGAAAGGGGUCAAUUAUUUCUCUCACAGCAUGCAUCGACCAAUAGAAAGGGUAACGAAAGUAUAUUACACAGUGCUUGCUGCAAUUGGUGUUCCAGUUAAUCUGGGUGCCAUCGUGAUCCUUUCCCGAGGAAACUGCGGUCUCUCGACUUGCACGACUUGUUACCUGUUGGCUAUGACAGCGGCGGAUCUAAUGGUCAUCAUCACUGACAUCAUAUUGAGACACUUCGGUUAUUUUUAUUAUCCAUUAUCCUUCCUGGACAUCACUCCUGUGUGCAGCAUGACAUACUUCCUGGCUCGUGAAGCAGUAGACUGUUCCGUCUGGUUCACCGUCACCUUUACCAUUAAUCGAUUUAUGGCCAUUUGUUGCCAGAAACUGAAGACCAAGUAUUGCACGAAGUCCACUGCAGUUGUGGUUCUCUCAAUAACCUGCAGUCUUCUCUUUUUGAAGAAUAUUCCCUUCUACUUUGUGUAUGAACCUCGUUGGAUUGUUGAAAAUGUGCCAUGGAAAUGUGCCACAAAAGCAAACUUUUAUGUUGAUCCUGGAUGGUUGGUCUUUAACUGGCUCGAUUCAAUUUUAACACCAUUUCUCCCAUUUGUUCUCAUUCUAUUCCUUAACACUCUUACAGUGAGACAUAUUUUAUUUGCAAGUCGGGCUCGCAAGGAACUGAAGGGGCAGAGCAAGAGCGGGUGCCUCAGAGACCCAGAGUUGGAGAGCAGAAGGAGAUCUGUGGUUUUACUCUUCACCAUAUCUGGCAGCUUCAUACUGCUGUGGCUGACCAAUGUUAUCGAUUUCACUAUUGUCAUGUUCACAGAUUUGGGUUCGGGUGAUUUUUGGUAUGUAUUUUCAGAAGUCGGCUGGAAGCUGCGGAACUUAAAUUGCUGCACAAAUACAGUUAUAUAUGGGGUGACUCAGUCACAGUUCAGAAAACAGGUCAAAAGUGCAGUGAAGUAUCCUCUCACAGCAAUUAUUCGAUUAAUCAAUAAAGACAAGACAUUGUAAAUAGCUAGCUAC
Molecule: messenger RNA, 1028 nt
Organism: Stegostoma tigrinum
Lineage: Eukaryota; Metazoa; Chordata; Chondrichthyes; Orectolobiformes; Stegostomatidae
Product: probable G-protein coupled receptor 139
Exons: 2
Coding region: 45-1016 (323 amino acids)
Biological process (GO): G protein-coupled receptor signaling pathway
Cellular component (GO): membrane
Molecular function (GO): G protein-coupled receptor activity
Source: RefSeq, a predicted model, not a curated record